AUGGAGGUCUCCGAAAAGGGUUCGAUGGCAGAUGGUGCAGGUGAUGGCGAGAGAUCAUCCGAAAGCAAAUUUGAGUCAGACGAUGAGCCCGUUGAACUUACGGGUGAGUUCGGGAUCUUGAAGAUGCAUAUGGAUGUCCAUUUCGAACGCCAGGCCAGGUUUUUCGAAGAGCUCCUCACCACGAAGUCGAACACAAUUCUUCGACAGCGUACCAAAGAGAGCAUGCUCAAAAUGGCUGGCACUGAAAUGGCGCUGCCUGAACCUCGCGUUUCCCAAGGAAAUGCCGCGCUUCAGCUUCCAGUGCCACAGUUGACCACGGCGAAUUCGUUUCGGUCCACCAUUAGUUCCUCGCCGCCGGGGCGACGUGACAGCGUCCGAAAGUCCUUCGUCCGUGCUGGCAUGGAGGACAAGCAGGGCCGUGCACGGGCAGCUGCUUCCAGGAUCACCUUUGCUCGUGAGGGGCGGGCGCAUUCAGCUGCUGACCGGGUGGAUUGGCGGGGGCGCAUUCAAGCCUUGGUGAUUUCGCCUUUCUUCACCAACUUCAUCAUGUUCUUGAUUGUCACCAAUGCGGUCCUGCUUGGGGUCGAGAUUGAUGUAUCAGCCAAGGUUGGUCAGGAUGAUAUUCCCACCUGGUUUGGCACACUCAAUUCUUGCCUGGUCUUUGUUUUUGUGAGCGAAACAGCUUUGAAACUCAUUGGUCUUGGCUGUCAAGAAUUCUGGAGAGGUGAGGAGAGUGUAUGGAACGUUUUCGACUUCACCAUCGUCACCCUGUCUGUGGUGGAAACCAUGGUGGACUGGUGGGCACAGUCCAUCUCCAGCUCGGCCGAUGGAUCCAAUAGCUUCCGAGUGAUGCGCGCCUUGCGCUUGGUGAGGACCCUUCGCGGCUUUCGCAUCAUCCGCCUCUUCCGCUACUUCAGCGCAUUGAGGGGCCUCAUCCUCUCCAUCUUCAGUACUAUGGGAUCUUUGCUGUGGACAUUGCUCUUGCUGCUGAUCCUUUUUUAUACCUUUGGUUGUAUCUUCACCCAGCUUGUAACAGAUCAUUGUCGCUUCAUGGCCAUUGAGCAGAAUGCAGAUAACAAUGCCAUACCUGCUUGCGAAGAUAACUUGCAGCCCUAUUGGGUGAAUGUCAUGGACAGCAUGAUGACGUUGUUCAUGUCCAUCACCGGCGGGAUCAAUUGGUUCGAGGCCUACGAGCCCCUGAGACAAGUCUCCUUGAUGGCGCUGUGGCUCUUCAACCUCUACGUCGUGAUCGGCUUCUUUACCAUAUUGAACGUGGUCACUGGCGUGUUCGUGAACACCGCGAUUGAAAGUGCCAGCGCGGACAAAGAUAUUGCCACGCUGAAGCAGAUGCAGAAGCGCUUGGAGAACAUGUCCUCCCUGAGGGAAGUUUUCCAGGAGAUGGAUGCCUUCAAUGUCAACGAAGUGAGUUUGGACGAUCUUGAAGAUGCCCUAAGCCAGAACAAGCUUGGCACAUUUAUGGAAUCCCUGGGGAUUUCAACGGAUGAUGUGUGGAGCCUUUUCUUACUCAUCGACUCCGAUUCCAACGGCGUUUUGGACUUGGAGGAGUUCGUGACCGGGUGCAUGCAACUUUGA
Molecule: messenger RNA, 1593 nt
Organism: Durusdinium trenchii
Lineage: Eukaryota; Dinophyceae; Suessiales; Symbiodiniaceae
Source: the annotation of a GenBank genome assembly